Molecule: messenger RNA, 1835 nt
Organism: Cydia fagiglandana
Lineage: Eukaryota; Metazoa; Arthropoda; Insecta; Lepidoptera; Tortricidae
Exons: 8
Coding region: 1-1728 (575 amino acids)
Cellular component (GO): extracellular matrix
Source: RefSeq, a predicted model, not a curated record
AUGUUCUUCAAAGUAAUUUUGAUAUUAUUGUUUCAAUUACAGUUAGUGGCCCUUUGUGCGUUCGUGACGGUUUCCCAGGCUGGUCUCUUGCCUGAGCCCCACUACUCCCACGCCGAAGCCGUCUCAUCCCAAAGCAUCGUGCGUCACGAUGAACAGCCCCAUCACUCCGCCAAGUUGAUUGCUGCUCCCGUCGCCAAGCUGGCUGUCGCCGCCCCCGUCGCCUACCACGCCGCCCCCGCUCCCGUCGUCUACCACCACGCUGCUCCGGCUCCCGUCGCCUACCACGCUGCUCCCGCCGUCCACUACGCCGCCCCCAUUGCUAAAGUUGUCGCUCACCACGAGGAAGAAAUCGCGUACCCCAAAUACGAGUACACUUACUCGGUGGCUGACGGCCACACCGGAGACAACAAGUCCCAGCAGGAGACCCGCGACGGAGAUGUCGUGAAGGGCUCUUACUCCUUCCACGAGGCUGACGGCUCCAUACGCACCGUUGAGUACACCGCUGACGACCACCACGGCUUCAACGCGGUGGUGCACAACACCGCCCCCACGCACGCGCCCGCCGUCCUCAAGGCCGCUCCCGUCCUUGUCAAGGCUGCGCCCGUCUACUACCACCACUAUUUAGUGGUGGUAGUAGACGGGCGCAGCUUUGACAAGGACGGGAGCGGCCUUGAGGACGGCGGGCGCGUGCGUGGGGGCGGUGUUGUGCACCACCGCGUUGAAGCCGUGGUGGUCGUCAGCGGAGUACUCCACGGUGCGGAUGGAGCCGUCAGCCUCGUGGAAGGAGUAGGAGCCCUUCACGACAUCUCCGUCGCGGGUCUCCUGCUGGGACUUGUUGUCGCCGGUGUGGCCGUCAGCCACGGAGUAAGUGUACUCGUAUUUGGGGUAUUCCUUAAAGUAACUUACGAUUUCUUCCUCGUGGUGAGCGACAGCUUUAGCGAUGGGGGCAGCAUAGUGGACGGCGGGAGCAGCGUGGUAGGCGACGGGAGCCGGAGCAGCGUGGUGGUAGACAACGGCAGCGGGGGCGGCGUGGUAGGCGACGGGGGCGGCGACAGCCAGCUUGGCGACGGGAGCGGCAAUCAACUUGGCGGAGUGAUGGGGCUGUUCAUCCGUAUCAAAAUCAAUAUGUUCUCCAAAAUCGUAGCCCUUUGCGCCUUCGCGGCUGUAGCCCAGGCCGGUCUCCUGGUUGAGCCGCACUACUCCUCGGCCGCCGCGGUCUCCUCACAGAGCAUCGUGCGCCACGACCAGCCCCAGCUGGCCCACAAGCUGGUGUCUGCCCCCGUCGCCUACCACGCCGCUCCCGCUCACGUCGCCUACCACGCCGCUCCCGCUCCCGUGACCUACCACGCUGCUCCAGCCCCCAUCGCCUACCAUGCUGCGCCUACCGCUGUUCACUACGCCGCCCCUAUCGCUAAAGUUGUUGCCCACCACGAAGAAGAAAUUGCUCACCCCAAAUACGAGUACACUUACUCCGUGGCUGACGGCCACACCGGCGACAACAAGUCCCAGCAGGAGACCCGCGACGGAGAUGUCGUGAAGGGCUCUUACUCUUUCCACGAGGCUGACGGCUCCAUCCGCACCGUGGAGUACUCCGCUGACGACCACCACGGCUUCAACGCGGUGGUGCACAACACCGCCCCCACGCACGCGCCCGCCGUCCUCAAGGCCGCUCCCGUCCUUGUCAAGGCUGCGCCCGUCUACGCCGCUCCCACUUACUACCACCACUAAGCUACACAGUAAAAUUGAAACCAAAGAAGACAGAGUUGAAGCAGGAGUGCUAGUUGAAUAACUAUUUAUUUAUUUUAUGCAAUACAUGAAAAGUGUCAAAAAUUAAA